This is a messenger RNA of Tuber aestivum (summer truffle), 2564 nucleotides long. Lineage: Eukaryota; Fungi; Ascomycota; Pezizomycetes; Pezizales; Tuberaceae. The record is from the annotation of a GenBank genome assembly.
CCCUCUAACUCUCAUCCUCCCUCCCCUUCCACUGCGGUAAGACAUAAGCGACCACGACUGCCAACGAUAACCACGCUGGCAACGCGUGCUGUAUCGUACCUACAAGUGUUCGUAUAGUACAGUACUCGUACAGUACUCGUACACAUACACACAUACGGUACUAGUACAUACUGUGCACACACACACACUCUCUCUCUCUCCCACUCUCCUUCUCCCUCUCCCCAGCCCCGAUUUACCUUCUCAUCAUCCCUGCAACCGGCUGAUACAGCCAUCCUAUCACUUCAAUCUGAAUCAAACCCCAUUCAGGGGAACAGCCAACCGACAAAUUGAUGCAAAAACAAACAACUUGAACUUCCGUCCCAAAUUUCACUCCUACGACCACCACCUCCUCCACCGUAGCAUAUACAUGCCCCCUCUCCCUCUUAUACCUAACUAGACACGCUAGAAGUGUUUCCCUCUUCUACGACUUUCAUUCACUGUAGCAUACAGUAGAUACCGGUAGAUCUCCUUUAUUUCUUAUUUUCCUCAUUCUCGGCCCAUCAUCCACAGCAUGGCGCACGCUCUCUACGACCUGCACGUUGACGCCGCGUUUGUUGAUGAGGACACUUCGAUAGACGGGUACGAUGACGACAGCAUGUUGAUUGCCCCCCGGGGCAACGAAGACGGGAAGUUCGCCGGCAGGGGCGGUGGUGGAGAUGCUGGUGUUGGCGAUGGAGGCGGGGGGUUAGGUUCCCUAGCAGACGAGCUCGCCGGGGCCAUGUACGAUUCCGGUGAGGAGUAUGAUGAUGAUGAUGAAGACGCCGGCGAGGGGAAUGAAUAUGAGGAGGGUGGGAACGGACGCCAGGAUGGGGGCAGGGAGGAUGAUGGUGGUGGUGCUGAGGGACUAAGUGGUGGUGGUGGCAGUGGUGGGGUAGGACGGGGAUGGAGGGGAGGGGCUACGAGUGAUUAUGACGGGAGCGAAUAUGGUGAUCUGGAGGAUCUCACAGCUGGAAUAUCGGUUGCGCUUGAGGAAAAAAUUGGACAGAUUGAGAAAUUGGCUGCCCGGAAUGAAGCAACGACGACGGGAGAGGAGGACGGCGAGAUCGUACCCAAGCUAAUGGAGGGUUUGCAAAAGCUGCCGCCGCAGAGCGGUCUCGAAUCAGGGUGUACUCGGUAAACCCCCCUCCCCCACCCCACUUUUUUUUUUCACUCCCAUCACUAACUCGCCGCCCCAGCUUAAUUACCGCCCACAGCGCUCUCGCUACCCACAUGAUCUACCAAGCCCGUACCCUCCGCAACCUCUCCCUCGGCGUAAACCUCUCCGACGCGCCGUUGGACGACGACACCUUGGACCUCCUCCUCCCGCUAAUAGAUCUAAUGCCGCGCCCGGCCUCCGGCGCACUUACCGAACUUGCGAGCCUCCACGCCCUCACCCUCUCGCUCACCUCGCAGCUCUCCUUCCUUUCCGACACUCUACACAUGGUGCGCCAGUCCUCCAUCGCUGCGAACCGGAAACUGCGCGUGGCGAAGGAGGCCUGUGCUGACUGGAAAUCGGAGCUGGAGCGAGUCGAGCGCUCGAGGCGCUGGAUCGAGGACGGCGAUUGGGAUGCCAAGUGUCGGAAUAGAAACGCGGCGAGUGUGUGCUCUCAGGUCACGGAUGAAUUUGAAGACGUGUGUAGGGGAUUUGAGGAGAGUUUGAGGGCGCAGGCUGUUGUCGCGUGAUUUCUUUCCCUCGUGGAGGCAUGGAGGGGGUAUCUGGGCUUUGCAUAGUACCCUGUGUUUUGUUCGUUCCUGUUUGGUCUGGUUUAUCUGGUGGGGGUAAUUGUUGGUUGGCUGGUCGGUGGUCUAAUUGGAUGGAUCGGACCGGACUGGGUUUUGGCGCAGAUAGAGUGGUGGGGUUAAACUUUGACACGAUAUAGAGAACACUAUAAUUUUUGUUUUGUUUACUGGUAGUUUUCUAGGCCCAUCGGGGAGAGCUUCCCCUAGUCUGGCAGAACAUUCGCGGCACGUGUAACGCAACCGAUAGAAUAGAACAGGAUACGGAUACCGGUACCGCCUCGAUUCAAUCCACAACCAAAAAGAGAGAAAGCUCACCCUCCCUGGGUCUCCCACGAGUGACACUUUGUGACUAAUACACGUGAUUAAACUACCCCUUUCCACCACAACCCCUCAACCCCACCCCUCCCUCCUCUUUGGGGACAUCGUAAAUCCACAACUAUGAAAACUGUGAUAUAAUAUGACGUGAGCCUCCAACGUAAACCCGACCCUCGGGAAUUCAUAAUUCAUCGCAAUAACCUCCCGUUGUGAUCGCUACUUCUUCCCCUUUGCCACCUUGGCCAAUGACUCCACUGGGGGAAAAGCCAUUACGACGUUCGUUCGUUCGUUCGUUCGUUCGUGUAGGGGGGGUUGGAGUUCAGGGAGCUAAUUGGGUCCUUGCGUGACAGGGGUGAAGGUCGGGAUAAUUGUGCUGUGCACACGAUCGACUUUAUAGUAUCAUAUCGUACGGAUGAGGAUGGGGGAUGGAGGUGCAUGCAAGGGGUUGGAUCGUGAUAUGAUAAUCGUAGUUUGGGAGAAGGAUAUGUGUG